CGUCUGCUAGGUUGGCAAACGUUGUAGUCGCCGCCACCGAUAGAAAGCUAUCCGUGGGGACUGGCAGCCUUUGAGCAGCCCUCUGAAGAUCAACCGCCUCAGGUGGCAUCCAUCCUGCCCAAGGAGCUUUCUCUUCCCUUUGGUGGUGCUCAGGACAGGUGCUUGGCACGCCUCACUUCUCAAGAGUCAGAUCAUGAACAACUGCAUCCUGCUGGAAGAGCAGUUGAUCAAGAAAUCCCAGCAGAAGAGACGGACAUCCCCUUCCAAUUUCAAGGUCCGCUUCUUUGUGUUAACCAAAGCCAGCUUGGCUUACUUUGAGGAUCGUCCUGGGAAGAAGCGCACAUUGAAGGGCUCCAUCGAACUGUCCCGGAUCAAGUGCGUGGAGAUCGUGAGGAGUGACGUCAGCAUCCCAUGUCACUACAAAUACCCUUUUCAGGUGGUACAUGACAACUACCUCCUGUAUGUGUUCGCUCCAGAUCGUGAGAGCCGGCAGCGCUGGGUGCUGGCUCUCAAAGAAGAAACGAGGAACAAUAACACUCUGGUAUCCAAGUAUCACCCCAACUUCUGGAUGGACGGGAGGUGGAGGUGCUGUGCCCAGAUGGAAAAGCUUGCAGCCGGCUGUGCCCAGUAUGACCCAACAAAGAACGCUUCAAAGAAGCCUCUUCCUCCCACUCCAGAAGACAGCAGGUGGUCCCUGCAGGACCCUAAAGAAACCCUGCUCAUCGCCUUGUAUGACUACCAGACCGACGACCCGCAGGAGCUCGCGCUGCAGCGCGACGAAGAGUACAUCCUGCUGGACAGCUCUGAGGUCCACUGGUGGCGAGUUCAAGACCAGAAUGGGCAUGAAGGCUAUGCACCCAGCAGUUAUUUGGUGGAAAAAUCUCCCAACAACCUGAACACUUAUGCCUGGUACAACAAGAGCAUAAGUCGAGACAAAGCUGAAAAACUCCUUUUGGACACAGGCAAAGAAGGAGCCUUCAUGGUCCGAGACUCCAGGACUCCAGGAACGUACACUGUGUCCGUGUUCACGAAGGCUGUUGUCAGCGAGAACAAUCCCUGUAUAAAGCAUUAUCACAUCAAAGAAACAAACGACAACCCCAAGCGAUACUACGUGGCCGAAAAGUACGUGUUCGACUCCAUCCCCCUCCUCAUCAAAUACCACCAGCACAACGGAGGAGGCCUGGUCACCCGACUCCGGUAUCCAGUCUGUUCCUGGAGGCAGAAAGCCCCGGUCACGGCAGGGUUGAGAUAUGGAAAGUGGGAGAUCCACCCUUCCGAGCUCACGUUUGUGCAAGAGAUUGGCAGCGGGCAGUUUGGCCUGGUGCAUCUUGGCUACUGGCUGCACACACACAAGGUGGCUAUCAAGACCAUCCAGCAGGGGGCGAUGUCGGAAGAGGCCUUCAUCGAGGAGGCAGAAGUCAUGAUGAAACUCUCCCACCCCAAACUGGUGCAGCUCUAUGGCGUAUGCCUGGAGCAGGCCCCCAUCUGCCUGGUGUUCGAGUUCAUGGAGCACGGCUGCCUGUCGGAUUACCUGCGCAGCCAGCGCGGGCUCUUUGGGGCUGAGACCCUGCUGGGCAUGUGCCAGGACGUGUGUGAGGGCAUGAGCUACCUGGAGAAGGAGUGCGUCAUCCACAGAGACCUGGCUGCUCGGAAUUGUUUGGUGGGAGAAAACCAGGUCAUCAAGGUGUCUGACUUUGGGAUGACCAGGUUCGUUCUCGAUGACCAGUACAUAAGUUCCACGGGCACCAAAUUCCCCGUGAAGUGGGCGUCCCCGGAGGUGUUUUCCUUCAGUCGCUACAGCAGCAAGUCGGAUGUGUGGUCCUUCGGUGUGCUCAUGUGGGAAGUCUUCAGCGAAGGCAAAAUCCCAUAUGAAAACCGAAGCAACUCAGAGGUGGUGGAAGACAUUAGUACCGGCUUUCGGUUAUAUAAGCCCCGCCUGGCCUCACCGCCCAUCUACCAGCUCAUGAAUCUCUGCUGGAAAGAGAGACCGGAAGACCGGCCACCCUUCUCCAGACUGUUGGGUCAGCUGGCAGAAAUCGCAGAGUCAGGACUUUAGCAGAAAAUCCCCUGCCAGCCUAGGGGCUACGGAUGGUGACAGAAGAAGGAUGGUCUCCUACCAUUGAGCAUGAAAAGCUGCCACCAGCCCAGGGCUCCCCGGAGGCGGCUGGAUUCCUGGUUCUGGUCCCUGAGCUGCUAUGAACAUAGCAUCCUGACAGACAGAGGCUGGAGGCCAAGCCAUGGGCCUGAGCGGAAACCUGCAUCUGCCAGUUCCAGGAAACCUUGCUUGUGCUUCUUCGCAGGAAGGAGAGGCUGAUGGAGCAGCCCGGGCUCUCAGAAUUAUUAUUUCAAGCAUGGAUCUAAAGCUGCGUGGUUCAAGAGACUUUUUGUUUUUAAUCUUGUGUCCCAACACCGCAAUUCUCCAGCCUCUGAUGGGCGAGGGAUGACAGCCCUGGCGCUUUUGCUAAGAAUGCGGUGAGUUGAUGAAGGCCAGAAAGACUUCCUCAACUGCGAAGCUGUAGACCACAGCUUCCUCUGCCCAUGGGGAGGGGGUGAGGGGGGGCACUGCUGCUCACCUCCCAGGCCGGAUGUCAUCAGAAGUGGCUUUGGGGAGUCGCACAGAGCAGGCUGCCAUUCCUCUCGCUCUGUGGGAUGGGUUCUAGCUAUUGAAGACCUAAUGUCUAGUCAGGAAUACGAGGAGCAUCCGAUGUUGGAGAACCACAGGGGACCAAAAGAGAGGUUUGGGGUUGGUUGGGAUUCCAACGCCUCUAGUCUGUACCAAGUCCUAUGAGCCAUUUUGCUUCUGCUUUGACAAAGAUUGUUGAAGGAAUGAAUACUGCUAGCACCUUUUCCCCUCCCCUGAAGCCUCACCCCCUCCCUCCACCUGCUUCCUUCUCUGUACUACCCCACUUGCACCAACAGGGGGCAGUGUCGUGCCACUCCGUGUGGCUCUGCAGAGCAAUGGAAGAUUACUUCUGCCCUAGGCCUUCAGGUUGAGAUUUGAAGAUUCGCAAGAUUCUGGGAGAAGAGUUUAAGGGGUUUGUUCCUGCUCCAGCCACCUGGAUGGAAACUGAGUCAUGCAAGAUGCAUAAAGAUGUCUGGUGUGGACGGAGCACUGUUGAUGAAUACUGCAUUCACGCCACGCCCAGGACACCAGCCCAGACAAGAACUAAGGAGGAUGUGUUCCUAACCCAAAUCUAACCCGGAUGUAGAUGCUCUAUGGCUGUUCCAUACUGCCUCCUAUUGAGAAUGAAAGGGAUUGCAAAGGAGAGGAACUCAACGAAGGAGGAAAAACUCAGAGGCUAAUUAAUACCACCUCCACCCCCACCUCCCCAAGAGAGGGUGGCGUGCCCUCUGACCUGGAAGAGGAUCUGCACUUCCUUGAUCUCCAUCCCUACCUUGAUCACUAGCUUAGUUAAUUCGCCCUUUGAUUCUCCCAGAGUCCUAGUUCAUGACCCAUUUAUACAGACGACUUCCAGACAUCUCCAAAGCACUCGACUACCCAAGUCCUAAUACUCCCUUGAUUUGUUUUUUCCCCUCUCACUUGGAGCUGUAGUCUUUCUUCUUGGACAUUUCGUUAGGAGAAAUGCUCCAUGACCUAAGAGACCCCUUGUACUCUCCAUGUUGAGAUAAAGCUCUUCGAUAAUGUUGCAAUCUGGGAUUUUGUUGUUAUUGUUGCUCCUUCCAAAUCAUGGACUAUUUUGACUGGCUUGAGAUUCAGAGGCAUAACUUUUAAGCACAACUGUUGUA
Dipodomys spectabilis (banner-tailed kangaroo rat) is the source of this 3747-nucleotide messenger RNA. RefSeq names its product IL2 inducible T cell kinase (gene Itk). The record is from RefSeq and is a predicted model, not a curated record. Gene Ontology annotation, molecular function: non-membrane spanning protein tyrosine kinase activity; protein binding; ATP binding. Gene Ontology annotation, biological process: B cell receptor signaling pathway; adaptive immune response; NK T cell differentiation. The coding region runs from base 194 to 2056 and encodes 620 amino acids. The transcript is spliced from 17 exons. NCBI's taxonomy places the organism in Eukaryota, Metazoa, Chordata, Mammalia, Rodentia, Heteromyidae.